Anopheles funestus (African malaria mosquito) is the source of this 4359-nucleotide messenger RNA. RefSeq names its product alpha-1B adrenergic receptor-like. NCBI's taxonomy places the organism in Eukaryota, Metazoa, Arthropoda, Insecta, Diptera, Culicidae. Gene Ontology annotation, molecular function: G protein-coupled receptor activity. Gene Ontology annotation, biological process: G protein-coupled receptor signaling pathway. The coding region runs from base 2273 to 4015 and encodes 580 amino acids. Gene Ontology annotation, cellular component: membrane. The record is from RefSeq and is a predicted model, not a curated record. The transcript has 5 exons.
CAGCACUGACUGUGUCGCUCAUGGACGUCAGUCUUGGCGGUGAACUGUUGCGAACAACUUCAUCCUACUCCUACCGCAACCAAUCAAUCUAUACAGCACCUGAACGGACCUAUCAUGUGGUGUUACGUACUGGUCAACGGGUGCUAUUUAAUCUAACAACACAACGCCUAGCCAAAAUCAGUUGUACCAUCGCGCUGUUUCACCUGCCGAGACCAAGCAAUCGUUAUAUCGGUUCGAAUGUUCGAAACCGCGUUGUACGUUUUUAUCCCGGCCCGUAACGAAAGCAAACCAAAACAAGCCGUCGUGGUCGCGAUACGAUUGCAGGUACUGGUAACCGGCAUACCACGUGAGGUGCGUACACCUGUAGCGUAGUUAAGUUCCUUUACCGUGGGCCAGUAAUAACACCUCCAAAACCAGGCCUACAAAACCCAUCCAACUCGUCCAUCAACCCGCAUUUAUAUACACGAAAAAAAAAACAAAAAAUAUAAAAUUGUCGCAUAAAAGUGCUGCAGGUGAUCAGUGUCACAGUAAAAGGUAGCACCGGUGAAUAGAGUAGCAGUACGCCUCCAGUGCGAAGUCGUCGAAAUCCAGCAUUACAAUCCCGUGAGAGUUUGUUCCACCUUGUCGUUAAGGUGAGUGAAUGUAAAAGUUGGUGUGCCGUGUUACUUCCCGCCACCACGAGCUGUAUAUUGUGGGAUCCACGGAUGCGAAAGUGAAAGUAAAGGACUUUUAGCCCUUCUGCUACCCCCCCAUACCCCACGCUAUAUCAGGCGCUUCCGUGACCGAACAGGGACAGGGCUUCGGUUUCUAUUUGGAUAUAAUGCUCAGUAAGACGCACUGCUUUCACACAUGCAACGGCACUGUCCGUUGCGUGGAACUUGCAACAGGAGCUCAACAGAUGGUGUUGACCGGGUAAAGUUCUCUAGCAUCACACGCUACGCAACCUGUGGCCAAAUUGCGCUAGACGGGGAGUACUAUUCCAUAUGCCAGUUUUAGGGAGCUUGUGUACACGCACGAUACUAUCAUAUCUGAUCCACCAGGCUAGUCACGUCAGGUGGCAAACAAACUUGAACUAAUUAGUUGGCAAAGCUAGAAGCGUGUGCCUGAAACGAUUGGGUUAGACUACAGCAAGUAAUCUAGUAAUUCUUCACGAUAGGGAAAGAUCGACAGUUUCAGCCACCCAGUAAGUGAGGCACCAGUGUAGCAGGGCAAGGUGGAGUUCCACCUUUUCCAGGUGGAACCAAUGUAGGUAGCGAAAGAUAGAAGAACAAAAAUCAAGAGUGUUCAAGAGGAUGAAAUAAAAUGUUUAUAACCUUACACCGAGCAUCCCAGGAGCACCCGAACAGUCUCGAAACGUUUCUGUUUUGUACUCCACCUACUAAAGCCAGCUGCCUGCGUGCAUAUCCUCCGCAUGGCUUAGGUUAAGUGAGUGGCUACUACUUGGUUGGAUGUGCGUCUUCUUUACCGAGAAAACUUACGUGCCGAAGAAAAGCCCACAUCGCGGUACCGAAAUAUAAUACCGAGAGCUACACACACACACACACAUACAUUGUACAUGUACCCACCCGUGCGUGGAUAAACACCACACAUAUCAUAGGAACUUAGAAGAUUCUGUCCCUGCUGUCCCAAAAAGAAAAAGUUUCCUAGUAGUAUUUAACGAAAGAGACAGCAGACAGCGUAAAAACGGUAAAUUAUAACGCAAAGUACCUCCAAUCAAACGCAUCGUUUCCACCGAUCACACACACACAAAAACACACGCACGCACACACACAAACCAAUUCUUACGGGGACGAGUUUUGAAGUCGUGAUGUGGCGUGGGAAAUGGUGCCGACGUGCAGAUUACCAGCAAUCAUCAAGCAGCCGAAGCAAUCUGUCAAUCUAAUCCUUGGCACCGGAAGCAACCACUAAUCCCUCGCUGCUCUUGGUGAAAGGAGACGUAAGGAAAACAACAAAAAAAACACACACAGCAGUAGAAACAGCUCUUCGCGCUGUCUUUUGAAGUGCAGGCUUCUACUGCUGCAUCAAAACUACUUGCGUGGAGUUUCAAUUUCGGGCUAACGAGAAAAAAAACAUCACAAAUCAGCCUCCCCUUUUGGGCAGGUAAGUUGCAGGAGGGCACCCAAAACACCAGGACACCAAACAGCUAGGAUCUGCCCGAACGAGAGAUGAACAGUCGCGUCUACCGUCCGGCACGGCUGCACCAGGACGAUACCGACCGCCAUCAGCAUCAUCACCAUCAUCAGACCGACACCAGCAGCCAGAACCGUUCGCAAUGGUACCGUACCAGCUGGAAAUACUUGCCCUCGUUGCCGUGCUAAUCGGUAUCGUUGUCAACUCCUACAUUGUCGUUAUCGUUAUCCUCACGAAACAGAUCACAUUCGCCAGCAAGAUACUGCUGCUCCAUCUGGGCGUUGUGAACGCCGUACUAUGUCUGUUCUAUCUGGUCUUCUACACCGCGAGCUUAUUCCAGCUGCUACCCGUAGCGCUGGACGCAAUGGAUGUCGCCUGUCUAAUGUUUGGGCUCUGCUUCAACACACUCCACUCGAUCGCGCUAUGGACGCUGUGUGCACUGAACUUCGAUCGGUACUUUGCUAUCGCUACGCCGCUACACUACGGGACAUUCAUCAACACCAAAAAGGUCCUGAUAACGCUCGGUGCCGGUUGGAUCGUGUCCACGCUGUUCAGCUUACCGCAGGCGGUACGAAUCUCGGCCUAUAAGUUCGACAGCGAUUACGAACUUUGCCUGCCGAACCUCCAGACGACGGAAUCGCUCAUCUACAGCAUCAGCUUCGUACUGUUCACCAUCCUGCUGCCGAUAGUGCUGAUACUGGGCUGUAACAUGAAGGUACUGAUGAUCGCACGCUAUCAGCGCAACCGGAUCGCUUCCGCCAUCCUGGAGGUGACGCUGUCCGCUCAGCUGACCAUCACGCACCAGCGGAAUCCGUUCUUUGUGCCGAACGCCGGUACCGGUCCGGCCGGUUCCGGACCGGCAGCCGACUGCAAACCGUACACGCAAGCCUCGAACCAGAACAAUCCGGCCGCGAACGUGAUCCAGCUGGUCGGAUCGGCCAUCCUGUUUCACUGUCCGUACUAUUUCGUCAUCCUCUGGAACAGUAUGCUACCGUUCGUUGCGAACGGUUGGCGCACACCGGCCCUGUUGCUCAAUCUGGCCUCCUUUCUGCUGCUGCUGUCGCCGACGAUCAAUGCGAUCCUGUACGGCGUGCGAAGCAAAAUCGUGCGCCGAUCGUUCCGCAACAUCUGGCGCAAGCAGAAGCAAAAGAUCGAGAUCCAUUACGAAAUACAGGCGCGCACACCGUCGACUUGCGGUUCCCGGCGGCCAUCGCUCAGCGGCACACAGUUCCAGCAGCAGCAGCUACAGCAGCAACAGCAACCGCUGCUCCUAGCGUUUGCGACCGAUACGAGCCGGCCCGGUUCGGCCAGCGGUGGUGGUGUCCCGGCACCGGACACACGCUCCGAGAUCGGGCUGGAAACGGACGGCUGCACGCUGCACGAUGCGUCCCUACAGUCACCGCUUAGCCGCGUCAAGUUUGGCAGCUGUUCCGCAUUGAGCGGGCCCCUGUUUGUAUGCAAUCCGACGCCGCCAAACGCUCAACAGCAGCAUUUGCAUCAUCAUCAUCAGGCGCAUCAUACGCAUCACGGUGCCGGACCACGGCCAAAGAUAACCAUCACGAAGAUACACACCGAUGACGAUGCGCCGGGCAUUUUACGGUCACCACCGCCCCCACCAUCAUCGCCGCUCUCGCCGACUACUUCCGCGUUCGAGCAUCAUGGGUUCGAUAUAGCGGCAGCCGCCGUUGAUGGCGGGCGGCUGCCGGCGGCACUCGUCGCCACGAUACCACCGAUCUGCACCACAGACAAUCUCAGCGUCGCUGGACAAUCAGGUGCCAAGCUGCACCCCGCACCCCUCUCGGCCGGCCCCAUCUGCCUCGAGCCGAAGAUAUCGUUUAGAAAGUUUUCCUCCCUGCAGGAAAUUUUAGGCAACGGGACUGACUAAAAGCGAAUAUAUACUUAUAUACUUAGACAUAUACAUACAUAUAUUUAAUAUAUAUAUUUAACAUACAUAAUAGAUGUGAAGCAAAGAUUUACACUGCUAAGCAAAGUCGUGCUUGCUCUCCACCUUCCCGUCCACCUUCUCUACCCGUUUUCCCUCUUCUACCCAAAACACCCCCAUCCUUCUUCUUCUGCUUCCUUCUAACCCUGAUCUUUAAUGUUUCCCGUAUGACGAUGGGAUGUUGAAGGGCUAAAAACCUUUGGGGUAUAGUGAAGCAGUAGAAAUAGACGAAUUUAGUUUGUGUGAAGAACGUUUCUUCCCCCCCCAAAAAAAAAAGAAAAACAAAA